UCGAGGCAAAGUUUCAGUCAAUUUUCAGCAGUCAAGCCAAGCGGACGUACAAAAAAUAUAUCAGCUAGCACAUACGUCGGGAAUAUAUAUAUAUUCAUAGCGAUAGGAGUAUUAGGUACUUAAGAAAGCGUCAUUGUACUUGAACCUCGCAAAUAAAAAUAAAAAAAAAAAACAAACAUGUCAGCUCGCCGCGUCACAUUGAACACACGCGUCUCGCGCGCCUCCAACUCCACGCCGGUGGGUGGAGCGUCCACCUCGUCGCGGGGGGGAGCCACCAGCCCCACCUCGCCCACGCGCACCACCCGCCUGCAGGAGAAGGAGGAGCUGCAGCAUCUGAACGAUCGUCUCGCCUGCUACAUCGAUCGCAUGCGCAACCUGGAGAACGAGAAUAGUCGCCUCACCCAGGAGCUGCACUUGGCCCAGGAUACGGUCAACCGCGAGACCUCCAACCUGAAGGCCGUCUACGAGAAGGAGCUGGCCGCCGCCCGCAAGCUGCUGGACGAGACGGCCAAGGAGAAGGCCAAGCUGGAGAUCGAUAGCAAGCGUUGGUGGGAGGAGAACGACGACUUGAAGCAGAGACUCGACAAAAAGACCAAGGAGGCAACCGUGGCCGAGAACAAUGCCCGCCUCUAUGAAUCUCGCUACAAUGAGGUCAACAACAAAUACAACCAGGCCCUGGUGGACCGCAAGAAGUUCGAGGAUCAGGCCAAGGAUCUGGCCAUUGAGAACGAGCGGCUGCGUCGCCAGCUGGACGAUCUGCGCAAGCAGCUGGAGGCCGAGACACUGGCCCGUGUCGAUCUGGAGAACCAGAACCAGAGCCUGCGCGAGGAGCUGGCCUUCAAGGAUCAGGUCCAUACCCAGGAGCUCACCGAGACCCGCUCCCGUCGCCAGAUCGAGAUCAGCGAGAUCGACGGCCGCCUGUCGCGCCAGUACGAGGCCAAGCUGCAGCAAUCCCUCCAGGAGCUGCGCGACCAGUACGAGGCCCAGAUGCGCGCCAAUCGUGAGGAGAUCGAGCUGCUGUACGACAACGAGAUCCAGAACCUCAAGGCUGCUGCCGCCCGGGCUGCCCAGGGAUCCGCUCAUGCCACCGAGGAGGUUCGUCUCAUGCGCACUAAGAUCGACAGCCUGAACGCCAAGCUGCAGGACCUGGAGAACACCAAUGCUGGAUUGAAUACUCGCAUCCGAGAGCUGGAGAACCUGCUGGACACGGAGCGACAGCGCCACAACCAGUACAUUGCCUCCCUGGAGGCCGAGCUGCAGCGCAUGCGCGACGAGAUGGCCCAGCAGUUGCAGGAGUACCAGGAUCUGAUGGACAUCAAGGUGUCCCUGGACCUGGAGAUCGCCGCCUACGACAAGCUGCUGUGCGGCGAGGAGCGUCGCCUCAACAUCGAAUCCCCCGGACGCCCCGGCACCGACUCGGGCAUCUCCAGCAACGGCAACAGCGCCCACUUAAGCGCCAGCAGCAGCUCCCGAUCCGGAAGGGUUACCCCCAGCGGACGUCGCUCGGCCACCCCCGGCAUCUCGGGCUCCAGCGCCGUGAAGCGCCGUCGCACUGUGAUCGACGAGAGCGAGGAUCGCACACUGUCCGAGUACUCGGUUAACGCGGCGGCCAAGGGCGACCUGGAGAUCAUCGAGGCGGACGUCGAGGGACGCUUCAUCAAGCUGCACAACAAGGGCACCGAGGAGAUCAACCUGACCGGCUGGCAGCUGACCCGCAUCGCCGGCGACGAGGAGCUGGCCUUCAAGUUUUCGCGCGGAUCCAAGGUCCUGGGCGGAGCUAGUGUGACCAUUUGGUCAGUGGAUGCCGGCACUGCUCACGACCCCCCAAACAACCUGGUGAUGAAGAAGAAGUGGCCGGUGGCCAACUCGAUGCGCUCCGUCCUGGCCAACGCCGACAAAGAGGUGAGAGUCUUGUCGAUAUACAACACGUGCGGCACUUGUGACAUCUGCCGCCACUGCAGACACCUCGAGUUCGUGCUCGACCAGAUGUUGCCAGCUACGACCGUGUCCGUGCUAACGUUUCCAGCCACGUCUCGCGUCACCGGAGCAGCGGCACGCCCAGCACGGGCUUUACCCUCGGUUCCGGAGCUGGCUCCACUGGCGUAAGGAGUCUCUUCUCCCUGCUCUUCUAAGCGGGGGCAGCAGCCAGAACUUAAUUCGAAUCGGAUUGGAGAAGCCACAUCUUCAAACUCACAACUCACCGCAGAGAUUCACAGACUCCGAGAGCAACUGCUAAACUGCUAUAUUGCCCCACAUUCACAGAAAUCACCCAAGGAUCUGAUCUGAUGUAUACCUAUAUAUCUGAUGUAACGUCAUAUCAAUAUCAAGUGAAUAAUGUACAACAACUACUUUGGUUCAACUCUUAAUGUUUAAAUGUUUAAGUGCCUUAAGUGAUCUAAUGACGCAACUAUUUUUGUUUAUUUUUUGGCUCUAUGUGUAUCCUAUGCUAAGUAAGAUUUUUGUCGCCUUACACUUUCUGUAAUUUAUGAUUGUCCUCAUGAGAAGAUAAAAUGCAUUUCGGUAAAAAUAUAUAAUAAAAAAAACAAAGAUAUGUAUUCAAGUA
Messenger RNA from Drosophila bipectinata, 2563 nucleotides. RefSeq names its product Lamin C (gene LamC). Gene Ontology annotation, molecular function: structural constituent of cytoskeleton. The record is from RefSeq and is a predicted model, not a curated record. Gene Ontology annotation, biological process: heterochromatin formation; nuclear migration; nuclear pore localization. NCBI's taxonomy places the organism in Eukaryota, Metazoa, Arthropoda, Insecta, Diptera, Drosophilidae. Gene Ontology annotation, cellular component: nuclear envelope; nuclear lamina.